AGGACCAAUGAGGACACGGAAUAUUGGGCACAGAGUCCGGCGCACUGGCUUGGGUCAGACGCAGGGAGACGACGCAAAUGAGGGACCCAAGGAUUGCAUUUAACCGAAGUGAGAUGCAUCCACAGAGCGGGAGAUGGGAGGUGGGGCUUAAGAGAAAACUCUACUGCGCAUGCUCUGUGGGCCCACAUCCGGUUACUUCUGCUCUCAACCAUGAUCUCAGGCAGUCUCCAGUUCUGGAGAAGAAGAGACGAGAGGAGCUUUAGAACAAUUCCACCUCUUCACCCGGGUCCUUGUCUGCUGUUAGCUGCUUCAUGCUAGGUGGCUAAUGCUAGUCGGUGUACAUCAACAAACCGUAGAACAACGAGGAGCAGAAACACCGGAGACACAGCAGGAGAAGGAGCACUGAGAGCAACAUGGAGGAGAACAAAGAGACCCCCAGAACUCAGGAACGGAGAAGAAGAAAGCAAACCGAACCUCACAUCUGUGACCAGUGUAACAAAUCCUUCUCAACAUCUAAUACUUUAAAGAUUCAUCAAUGCAUUAACACUGGAGAGAAACCGUACAGCUGUGACCAAUGUGGCAACACUUUCAAUACUCCAUUUGAACUUCAGUCACAUUAUCGUAUUCACACUGGAGAGAAACCAUACAGCUGUGACCAGUGUGGGAAAACCUUUGCUCAGAAAGGCAACCUUUCAUCUCAUCAGCGAAUUCAUACUGGAGAGAAACCCUACAGCUGUAAACAGUGUGGCAAACAAUUUACUGAGAAAGGUCACCUUCAAACCCACCAGCGAAUCCACACUGGAGAGAAACCACACAGCUGUGAAGAGUGUGGGAAAACUUUCACUACUUCAAGUAAACUCACAGUCCAUCAUCGUAUUCACACGGGAGAGAAACCAUACUGGUGUGAAGAGUGUGGGUCAACUUUCACUACAUCAAGUAAACUCAAAGUCCAUCAUCGUAUUCACACGGGAGAGAAACCAUACUGUUGUGAAGAAUGUGGGAAAACGUUCACUACAUCAAGUACACUCACAGUCCAUCGUCGUAUUCACUCAGGAGAGAAACCAUACUGGUGUGAAGGGUGUGGGAAAACGUUCACUACACCAAGUGAUCUAAAAAAACAUUGUCGUAUUCACACGGGAGAGAAACCAUACAGCUGUGAACAAUGUGGGAAAGCCUUUUCACGAGGUAGUCAACUUAAAGUCCACGAGCGCACUCACAUUGCGCCGUUUUGAAUAACUUUGAGAGCCAAGCCAGCUGUUACUUCUCCUAAUGUCCUGAUAGCUGUAUUGUUAUACACUCCUGAACAAAAAUCUGAAAACCGGGUGGAGAAUUGACCAGAAUUCCCAUUUCGUACUGGUGGAUCAUAACCAGCUUGUAAGUAGAGCUUCAAAAUGCAAAAACAAGAAACAGUAGCAAGAGACCAAAAGAGAAAGUAGGCAAUUUAUUGAAACCUGAAUUUACACUCAAACAGGCUGAUUACCAGCGCAUAAAAAAUGUAAGACAAUAGCCAAAAAAACUGAAAUUAAAGUGUAAAAAAUGAACCCAGUAAUGAGUUACCCCACCAGUGUUGUUGAUAACUUCAAACAUUUAUUUAGGCAAGCUUGAUGCAAGUGUUUCCAUGCGGCUUUUGGGAACGUUGCUCCAUAUGGUGAUUCACGAAGGGCAUCCACGCUCUGGAACUCAUGUCCGUUUUUGUAAACUUCCCUUGCCUUCCAUCCCCAAACGUUCUCAAUCGGAUUUAGAUCAGGAUAGUACAGAAGAGUGACGUUAUUCUCCUGGAAGAAGUCCUUAAUCAGGGGGUUGUUUUUCGGUUGAAAGACCCAGUCACCACCAUUGAAGGAAGAAGGACCCCAUAUCAUAAUGGAUUCUCCUAAAGUUGGAAGCCAUCAGGACAAUCCAAGUUACAAAACCUUCCACGGUUCAAUGUCCCAUUUUGUAUGCUCCAUUGCAAAGUCCAGACGGCAAGUUUUUGACGCGUAAGGAGACGUAGCAUUCGAAUACUUUUGUUGUUCUUCAAGCCCUUCUCUCCCAGAUGUCGUCUUAUCAGAAUCAGAAACAGGUUUAUUACAAUGUAGGUUGACGUGAACAAGGAAUUUUGACUUGGUGUCGUGGUGCAAAAAUUAAAAACACAGAUAGAAAACUAUUUUGGUUAUUGGGCUGCAGUCAGCAUCUGUAAUGGCCUUAAUUUGGGUCAAGUUUUGGCCUGUGUCUUUACGGAAAGCCCAUAGGAUCAUUCGGCGCAGCUGAAAUGUUUUUGGGGUCUACCACUUGACUUUUAUUAUCCACAAUCGUGCCACGUUCAAAGACAGAAAGCCUUUUGCCAUCAGGAGGUCAUGACAGUUUGAAUGCCUGACAUGAAAGCCACAUUUUUGCGCAGAUUUUGACUUUUUAAGGCUAUGGUCUUAAACUUUUGAUCAGAAGUUUUCAAUAUAUUGUCUACUGCUAUAUCUAUUGCAUUUUGCAGCAGUUUUUCCUAUCAUUGUAAUUAAGUAGCCUAGUUUUUGUUCUUCCUAUGAAUGUGGCAGAUGUCACUUAAAGGGGACCUAUCAUGCAAAAUGCACUUUUGUACGUCUUUUAUACAUGAAUAUGUGUCCCCGGUGU
Molecule: messenger RNA, 2601 nt
Organism: Trematomus bernacchii (emerald rockcod)
Lineage: Eukaryota; Metazoa; Chordata; Actinopteri; Perciformes; Nototheniidae
Product: gastrula zinc finger protein XlCGF49.1-like
Exons: 4
Coding region: 414-1232 (272 amino acids)
Biological process (GO): negative regulation of transcription by RNA polymerase II
Molecular function (GO): DNA-binding transcription repressor activity, RNA polymerase II-specific
Source: RefSeq, a predicted model, not a curated record